Camarhynchus parvulus is the source of this 4758-nucleotide messenger RNA. RefSeq names its product DLG associated protein 3 (gene DLGAP3). NCBI's taxonomy places the organism in Eukaryota, Metazoa, Chordata, Aves, Passeriformes, Thraupidae. Gene Ontology annotation, molecular function: molecular adaptor activity. The transcript is spliced from 12 exons. The record is from RefSeq and is a predicted model, not a curated record. Gene Ontology annotation, cellular component: postsynaptic specialization; glutamatergic synapse. Gene Ontology annotation, biological process: signaling.
CCGAGCCGGGCCGGGAGCAGCCGGGCCGGGGGCGGCCGAGCCGGGCCGUCGGGGAACCGCCCGGGAGCCGCCGGAGGAUGUAGGAGGCGGGAGCGGGAGCUGCUGCCCCAGGGAUUCCCAGCGUGGAGGAGCUGCUGCUGGUGAGACCAUGAGGACAGCAUCCCCCUGAGCGCCGGGCGAUGAGCCCGCAGGGGCAUCCCGGCAAGAUGCCGAGGCUAUGGGGUGGGUGCUGAAAUGAUGAAGGGCUACCAUGGGGAGUGUAGCCAGACACAGCCCUCCUCUGGCCACCGCUGCCGCUGCAUCCCCGAGAACUGCGAGCAUCCCGCCGACUGCAUCCCCGAGGGCCGGCCGCCCUACCUGCCCAGCCCCAGCGAGCCGUGUUCCCUGGAGCAUCCCUACUGCCCUGGCGCGGGCAGCGAGUGCCCGGGCGGGCCCCUGAGCGAGCCGCCCUCCGCCAGCGCCAGCAGCACCUUCCCGAGGAUGCAUCACGCGCAGCAGCAGCAGCCCUACGACUCCUGCGACGAAUGCAUGGCGACCGCCCACCCCGCCAGCAAGAUCAACCGCCUGCCCCCCACGCUGCUGGACCAGUUCGAGAAGCAGCUGCCGCUGCACCACGACGGCUUCCACACGCUGCAGUACCCCCGGGCCGGCGGCGCCGAGCCCCGCAGCGAGAGCCCCAGCCGCAUCCGCCACCUCGUCCACUCCGUCCAGAAGCUCUUCGCCAAGUCCCACUCCCUGGAGGCGCCGGCCAAGCGGGACUAGAACGGCGCCAAGAUGGACGGCCGCGGGGACGGCUACCACCACCACCACCACCACCACCACCAUCACCACCACCACCACCAGUCCCGCCACGGCAAGCGCAGCAAGAGCAAGGACCGUAAGGUGGACUCCCGGCACCGGUCCAAGAUGUUGGGCUGGUGGAGCUCCGACGACAACCUGGACAGCGACAGCAGCUACAUGGUGUCCGGCCGGCACGCCGCCGACCAGGGCACCCAGUACUGCGUGGACGCUCCCGAAAGUGCCUUCAGAGACUUGACCUUGAAGAGUCUAAAGGGCGGCGGGGAAGGAAAAUGCCUGGCCUGUGCCGGCAUGUCCAUGUCUCUGGACGGCCAGACGCUCAAGAGGAGUGCCUGGCACACCAUGACCGUCAGCCAGGCCCGCGAAGCCUAUCCCAGCGCUGGCGGCACCGAGAAGACCUUGAUGCUUCAGGAAGCAAAGGCCAAAGACCGAGCAUACCAGUACCUGCAGGUGCCGCAGGACGAGUGGAGCGGGUACCCGGCGGGCAAGGACGGGGAGAUCCCGUGUCGGCGGAUGCGCAGCGGCAGCUACAUCAAGGCCAUGGGCGACGAGGACAGCGCCGACUCGGACAUCAGCUCCAAAGUGCUGCCCAGGGCGGCCACGCGGCGAGACAGCUACCGCCGCUCCUCCAGCGCCGACCAGGCCAGGACCAACUGCUGCACGCCACCGCGAAUGCUCCCGCGGGGACAGAGCUACGGCCGUUCCUUCACCACCGGCCAGAUCAAUGAUGAGCUCAACCACCAGUUUGAGGCCGUCUGCGAGUCGGUGUUCGGCGAGGUGGAGUCGCAGGCCGUGGAGGCGCUGGACCUGCCCGGCUGCUUCCGCAUGCGGAGCCACAGCUACCUGCGGGCCAUCCAGGCAGGCUGCUCCCAGGACGAUGACUGUCUCUCACUCUUCUCCAUGUCGGCCCCUCCUGGGCCGCCCAUCACCAGCAGCAUCCUGAAGCCCAGCACUUCCUUCAGUUACAGAAAAGCUCCACCUCCCAUCCCUCCAGGAACCAAAGCCAAACCUCUCAUCUCCGUCACGGCGCAGAGCAGCACCGAGUCCACCCACGAGAGUUACCUGCCCAGCGAGGUCGCCCGCAGCCCCGCCUGGUCCAAAGAUGCCGCGGCCCGCUGCAACUCAGCCGAGAGCCUGGAGAGCUCCAAGGUGACGGCCGUGGCCCUCGACCUGCCCCCGGUCCAGCCCCGUGCCGCUCCCAAGCCCUCCACGCUCAUCAUCAAGGCCAUCCCAGGCCGGGAGGAGCUGCGGAGCUUGGCUCGCCAGAGGAAGUGGCGUCCCUCCAUCGGCGUGCAGGUUGAGGCCGUCUCUGACUCGGAUACAGAGAGCCGGAGCCAGAGGGAGUUCCACUCCAUCGGGGUGCAGGUGGAGGAGGACAAAAGGCGAGCGCGCUUCAAGCGCUCCAACAGCGUCACAGCGGGCGUGCAGGCGGACCUGGAGCUCGAGGGCUUCACCGGGCUGGCCGUGGCCACCGAGGACAAAGCCCUGCAGUUCGGGCGGCCCUUCCAGCGGCACUCCUCGGAGCCCGAGUCGGGCCGGCAGUACGCCGUGUACAAGACGGUGCACACGCAGGGGCAGUGGGCGUACCGCGAGGAUUACCAGCUGCAGUACGACACGGUGGAGGUGCCCCGGAGGGAUGCCUGGAUCGAGCGGGGCUCCCGCAGCCUCCCCGACUCCGGCCGCGCCUCCCCGUGCCACCGCGAUGGGGAGUGGUUCAUCAAACUGCUGCAGGCAGAGGUGGAGAAGAUGGAGGGCUGGUGCCAGCAGAUGGAGAGGGAGGCGGAGGACUAUGACCUGCCCGAGGAGAUCCUGGAGAAGAUCCGGAGCGCGGUGGGCAGUGCCCAGCUCCUCAUGUCCCAGAAGGUGCAGCAGUUCUACCGCCUCUGCCAGCAGAACAUGGAUCCCAACGCAUUCCCUGUGCCCACCUUCCAAGACCUGGCUGGCUUCUGGGACCUCCUGCAGCUCUCCAUUGAGGAUGUCAGCAUGAAGUUUGGGGAGCUCCAGCAGCUCAAGGCCAAUGGGUGGAAGAUCAUGGAGCCCAAGGAGGAGAAGAAGGUGCCUCCCCCGAUACCAAAGAAGCCGCCGCGCUCCAAGGUGCACCCGGUGAAGGAGCGCUCCCUGGACUCGGUGGACCGGCAGCGGCAGGAGGCCCGCAAGCGGCUCCUGGCAGCCAAGCGAGCCGCCUCCUUCCGCCAGAGCUCGGCCACUGAGAGCGCGGACAGCAUCGAGAUCUACAUCCCCGAGGCGCAGACCCGGCUGUGACCGCAGCCUCCGCUUUUCUACCCGGACUGGACGGCGCGGCCGUAGCUCACUGUGAUGGGGGGCCGCGGGGACACCCUGGGGCAGCUCUUGGCCCCACUCACAGCUUCUCUCUUUUCUAUCUUAGCCCUUUCGUGGAUCCGACGGCGGGCGAACGCAAAGCCCGGUUCUGCCCCGUCCCCUUGCCCCCCACUGCCCGCAUGCCCCUGCCAGCCUCUCCUGGGGUCCGGGGCUCUCCCUCCCUCCCUCUGCCCUCCCUGGGGCUGUGUCCCAGCUUUCUGUCCCCUUCCUACUCCCCAGCCUUUCUGCACAGCCGCCCCUGCAUCCCAACCCAAAGAGAGGUGACCUCCAGCCCCCGGCCCCGCCGGGCUGGAGGGGAGGGGGCUGCAGGCAGGCCCCCCAGCCUCUCUGUACUCAGUGCAAUCCCCUGGUGUGCGGUGGGACGGGCCCCCAGCCCCUGCCCGGCCGCAGCCCCCCAGCCCUGCCCUGCCGGCACGAGGCUUUGGGACGUGCUGGGGACAAAGGGGUCCCCUCGCUGCUCCCCCCGCCCGCGGCUCAGGUGCCGUGGGGACCCAGGGCUCCCUCCCCUAUAUACAUAUAUAAAUAUAACCCAAGGAAUAAACCAGAAACUACACGUGACCAGCGCUGUGUCCUGCCUGGUGGGACGGGCCAGAGCAGCAGAGGCCCCCCGGUCACGGCGAGCCGCCCCGCUUCCCUCGCACGGAGCAUCGCCACGCGCUUCUCCCCUUCCCGCUCAGCCCUCCUCCCCCUCAGCCCAUCCCUCAUCUGCCCGUCCUUCCCUCCUGCCAGCCUGGAGGCCAGGAGCACCUCUGCAAUGUGGCACUAGCCCGGGACAGGCAAUAGUCCCCCCCGUGCCUUGCUGCAGGGGGAGAUGCUCCUCAGUGAGCCCACCUGCAGUGACAGGAGCACGCUGGGCUUGGCACCGGUGGGUGGGACCGGAGGGCGGACAUGGACAGCAGCUGUCCCUUGAGUGUGGAGCUAGAGACCGCCUCAGGGGGACACCCCUUCCCCCUGAGCUCCUGGAGCCCUGUGGGGUGGGGCACCCCGGGAUAGGGCUGUCGCCUACCUGAUGCCUCUCAGGGCCAAGGGACACCCUGGGAUGUGGCUGUUCCCAGCUCCCCCAUCACUGUGCACAGAGCCAGGAACAGGGUGGAGAGCUCCCUCCAGGGCAGAGCAGCGUGGUGGGGCAGGAGGCUGCAUCUGCCUCAUCCCUGUCCUUAACCCCGUCCUCCAAACAUCCUGUCCCCCCCUCAGCGUCCCUUUUGGUGGCAGAGGGGGAAAGACCCCACCCCAGUUCCUCACUCUGCCGCGCCAGCAGCCCCACGCAGCAUCACCAGCCACCCCUCAGGGCAGGGCCAGUGGGUGCCAGGUAGCUCCCGAAAUCUGGGGCCAAACCUCCCGAAAUCUGGGGCCAAACCUCGCCCAGGCCCUCAGGCAGGGCGGUGGGGUCAGAGGCAGCUGGGGUCCCUCGCGCCUGGGGGUCCGUCGGUGCUAAACACCUCCGUGACGGCAGCACCCACUCAGCCACCCAAAGCCCUUCCCCUCCCCACUCCCCCUGCACCCCCAAUUUAGGGAUGUGCCUGGGAAGGGCCCCCGGCCCCCGCCCCGGCCAGCGCCGUGCAGUGACCGUGACACGUGGCUCCCUUUUUAUUGUAACGAACCGCCGCAAUUAAUAAAGAU